GCACUGUAAGCAUUGAAGAUCACAUAUAAUUCAAAUCCAAGUGACAUACACAACUUGUGUGGCUGCAUGUACGAUCUUGUUAGAAGCACGUAGUCAAAACAAAAGAGUAAUAAGCACAUGAAUUUUACGUUUAAAUCUAGAUACUAAUCGUCAUUUUUUCGCGACUAUAAUGGAUACUCCGAAAAAUUUACAAAUUCCAUCUUCGGUUGAAGAAUGUAUUUAUUUAAUGCGUUCGUACAUCUAUAUCGACAAGUACAGUGGUGAGGUGUCGAUUCGUGAAUUAUCACCUUUUCUUGCGCCCGGCUUUGUUCUCGGACUGUGUGCUCAGAUUCCAUUCUUGUAUAGCUUUGUCAAAGGUUAUAUCAAAGACGUCUGGCGUGGAGAUGUGUAUGAGGUGGCCAUUACUGAAAUGCAUAAAGAUGAAAUGCAGCGCAACGAGUUUGUCAAUUCAAAUCUCAUUUACUUUGAAUACACUCCAGCCGAUUGUGACUAUGUUUUGUCGGUCAUUUUGAAUGCCGUGGUUACAUCAAGCUUCGGAAGAGGAUGCAAUUUUUUUGCACGAAUGAACGAAAGUUCACAGCACAUUGCUCAGAUGGCAAAUAUUUUUCCGAUGCAAUUUCUAUUCCCACGCACGUUUUAUCAUAUCAUGAAGACUUGCAUGUUGAGUGUACCAGAGUUACGUGUGCGCAUGAUGUCACUACUGUGUCUUAAUAAUUUUUAUCAUAAGGGAAGCGUCUGGUCGUUAGUGAAGCGCUACAUUUAUAUGCAUGUCCGCAACUACCACAUGGGCACAUUUUUGUCAAUCGGUGAAUGGUAUGAGGCUCGUGAGAAGACACUCGCACACGUUGAUGUUGAAAUUGUUGACGAGAUGAAAAAGUAUCAACAAGUUGUGGAGGAAAUGAAAGCAAUUGCCAACGAACAAGGUUACAGUUUAUGCACAUUUCGCAUUUUAAAUCCGAAAUCAAUGUUGCCUUAUCUUCGUCAAUUUCCUUGCUCGGCUUACUGCGCCAUCGAAUGGAAGAAGAAAAUUAAUAGUCGCUGGUCACAAUAUCACAAUGAUUUGGAUCGCUUUGGUAUUGAUACACAGUCUCUGGAUCGCAUGAUGUCAAUUCCCGUCAAAUAUACUUUGAAGCGUAAAUUAAACGACGAAGAAAUUGAAAAAAUCUCGGCCAAACGCUUUAAGGCACUUGAUACGGUCUACACAAAAGAGGAGGAUGACGACGAACAAAGUGACGAUGAGGUGGAAAAUGAAAUCGAAAAUGAAUUCCAACCACAAGACGAAGAAUAAAAAAGUCUCUUUUUACUAACUUGGAUAAAUCCAAUCAAAGUGCUCCUAAACAAAAGAUUUUUCUUUUUAAAAUGAGAAUUUAUCAUUCCAAUUUGACACGUACUGAGCAUUGAAUCAAUUUAUUUCUUAAAAGACACGAGUCUUCAUAAAUUUGCUAGGCAAAAACGAAUUUAAUUGCUAGGUAAAAAUCAUUACCUUUAUUUAAUUGUAAGAUGAUUCAUUUAAUAUUUAAAACUCAAUAGAUCAAAGAGAAUCAAAACCAAAAACAUGCAUGCGCUUAGCAAAAAAAACGAAGAACAAAAUCUGUGUUCAUUCAAAAUAAGUUUUACAAAUCGAUAAAAACUUUUCUUGAGUCUUUUUUUUUCAAUUUUUAUUUGACAAAAUGUGUGACAUUUGAAUGAACUUUUAACCACAUAAUCGUGAAAAUUAACUACGUCAAAAAUUCAAUAUUAAUUACGACCGACAUUUAAAAAAAAACAUUUUGAUGUUAACCACGGAAAAAGAAUGAAUUGAAUAUUUAUUCGAAUUUAAAAAUUAUAUAAAAAUAUACUUUUAUAUUAUUAAUUUAGUGUAAUGGUUGAAUGCGAGAGUUUAACUCCAAACAUCGGCCGAGUAUCGUUUUUGUGCUUCCAUUCUCUUCAAAUAUUGUAAAGCACUCGCAUCAUCCAUGUUUCCUUUGGUUUUAAUGAUAUUUAGUAGAAUGUUCCUAACGUCAGUGGCCAUAUUCUUAGCGUCACUGAAAUUACAAAAGCAGAAAAAAAACAUUUAAAAUUAAGAAAAUCGACAAAAAUUUGAGUAAAACAAACAGAGUAUUAGCAAUAAAAUAGCAUUGAAUGCAUACCCGCAAAUAUAUAUGUGACCCUUAUGAUCAAUGACAUCCCACACAAGUUCAGUAUCUUCUCGCAGAAGAUUUGUGACAUAGACUUUUUCGGGUUGAUCUCUUGAGAAGGCAGUUCGCAUUUUAAGCGUACCAUUUUGUACAUACUCAUUCAAUUCCUAUCGAAUGUAAAAACCACAACAAUUAUUAAUAAUAAAUAAAAUCAGACAAAAAAAUGUAUAGCUUU
Messenger RNA from Contarinia nasturtii (swede midge), 2352 nucleotides. RefSeq lists its product as uncharacterized. The record is from RefSeq and is a predicted model, not a curated record. The transcript has 8 exons. NCBI's taxonomy places the organism in Eukaryota, Metazoa, Arthropoda, Insecta, Diptera, Cecidomyiidae. Bases 170 to 1288 code for a protein of 372 amino acids.